AUGUUAACAGCGAUAGGAUGUAGGAAAUUUUAUAAAAUUUUUCGUCCUUGGACGACUAAUUGUUCGAUUGGAAAUAUAUUUUAUAUACCGAUCUUGGCUGAAACAAUUCAAGGUCCUCUAGAAGAAAUGUUUAAAUUUUCGACGUAUCGAUUUCAACCGCUACCACUUCGCCAUCUUCGAGAUGAGAAGGCGUGGAAGGGCAAGUUCAGUCUCUGGAAUUAUUCUAAGCAUUAUCAAAGCAAAUCAAUAGCAGGGAGUGAACUUAAAUGUCUAUAUCCGUUUAAGGAAUUUGCUACUACCAUAACACAAACUAUUGCGCGUGCUAUCAUUAAUAUUCCUGUGGAAAAAAGGAUGAUGGAG
This is a messenger RNA of Funneliformis caledonium, 360 nucleotides long. The record is from the annotation of a GenBank genome assembly. NCBI's taxonomy places the organism in Eukaryota, Fungi, Glomeromycota, Glomeromycetes, Glomerales, Glomeraceae.